UGCGUUUGGUUUUCCCUUUCUCAAGUAACCUUUCUCUGUUUUUAUCUUCUCACGUGUGUUGCUGUGUUCUCUCCAUCUCUAGAUUCUUCUGUGCCAUGAUCUAACGUCUUCGCAAACCUUCCAUGUUUUGCCACUCUCAUUCACCUAUCUUCGAGGCUUCGAUUCAUAAUAGACCCUGAAUUUCUCGUUUCUCAAAAAUACCAAAUUUCUGAUUUUUAUCUUGUUUAGGACUUGGUUAAUCUCGCGAUCAUGGGGUGGUACAGAAGGGGAAAGCUCGUUCUUGAUGGUUUUCGAAGCUUCACUUCGAGGGUUGCGCCUCAAAAUCCAAAUUUUCAGCGUAAUUCGAGGAUUUGCCAAUCUGGGUAUUUGGAUUCAUGUUCAAAAGGAGCUAGCUUUAAUGGGUUUUCUUCGUUUUGUUCAAUUUCUCAGAGACUAGGCACACGGGGUGUUGGAGAUAACAGGAAAUUUCACAAUUUGUUUGUUACUGGGGCUAAGAGAUUUUACUAUGUGGAUCCUUACAAUGUGCAGCAUUUCAGGCCACGAGGGCCAAAGCGUUGGUUUCAGAAUCCUCGACACGUGUUCAUGGUAGUGGUGAUUGGUUCAGGGGUUUUGAUCACUGUGUACUUUGGGAAUUUGGAAACGGUUCCUUAUACCAAGAGAACCCAUUUGAUUCUGUUGUCAAAAGCAAUGGAGAGGAAGCUUGGUGAGAGCCAGUUUGAACAAAUGAAGACAGCUUUUAAGGGGAAGAUAUUGCCUCCUAUACAUCCUGAGAGUGUGAGGGUGAGGAUGAUAGCUAGGGAAAUCGUUGAUGCAUUGCAGAGAGGGUUGAGGAAGGAGCAGGUGUGGAGUGAUUUGGGGUAUGCAUCAGAGCAUGCUAUGGUCGAAGGUGAUGGAAGGGAGACAUUGAAUGCAUUGGUUGGGACUGAAGAGAAGGUUGCGGGAAGGUGGCACAAGGAGGAUGAGAUUCUUGAUGACAAAUGGGUUCAGCAAAGCAGGAAAAAGGGUCAGGAAAGAGGGUGGCACGAUGCUACAUCGCAUUUGGAAGGGUUGAAUUGGGAGGUUUUGGUGGUGAAUGAGCCUGUUGUUAAUGCCUUCUGCUUACCUGGUGGCAAGAUAGUUGUGUUCACUGGUCUGUUAGAGCAUUUUAGAAGUGAUGCAGAGAUAGCUACUAUUAUUGGACAUGAGGUUGGGCAUGCUGUGGCAAGACACAGUGCAGAGGGGAUUACAAAGAACCUGUGGUUUGCUAUUCUACAGUUGAUACUUUAUCAAUUUGUCACUCCUGAUAUUGUCAACACAAUGUCAUCCCUUUUCUUGCGGCUACCUUUCUCCAGGCGGAUGGAAAUGGAAGCUGAUUACAUUGGGCUGCUGUUAAUUGCAUCAGCUGGGUAUGAUCCUCGGGUGGCACCCAAAGUGUAUGAGAAGUUGGGAAAAGUGACUGGUGAGUCUGCCCUCAGAGAUUACCUCUCUACUCAUCCGUCUGGAAGAAAGAGAGCAGAAUUGCUUGCUCAAGCUCAGAUUAUGGAAGAAGCACUUACUCUAUACAGGAAUGCUAGAACAGGACGUGGGGUUGAAGGAUUUCUUUAGUACAAAAACACCUCUACUUGUUUCAAACU
Messenger RNA from Abrus precatorius (Indian licorice), 1613 nucleotides. RefSeq lists its product as uncharacterized. Lineage: Eukaryota; Viridiplantae; Streptophyta; Magnoliopsida; Fabales; Fabaceae. The coding region runs from base 250 to 1584 and encodes 444 amino acids. The record is from RefSeq and is a predicted model, not a curated record. Gene Ontology annotation, molecular function: metalloendopeptidase activity. The transcript has 3 exons. Gene Ontology annotation, cellular component: membrane.